CAGGAUAUAUUUUGUAAAGCCCUGCCUGCGUGUCCAUUUAUAGUAAAACCCUCACUCACUCUCACAAAACCCCGGCCGCUGAUAAGAAAGAGAAAUGUCAGUCUCAAAAUUCCUACGCUUGGGAACCGCUCUCUCCCUCCAUAACCGCUUACCUCUCUCCCCACUCCCACUUCUCUUCCCAAAAUCCCUACAGUUCCACCCCCGCUACUGUUCCACCGCCUCCUCCGCUGCCGUCGCCGCCGUCGACAGCACAGAAUCUCUAUGCUCCCCCGACCCCCACCCGUGGCCCGAAUGGGUGACCUUCGUGGACCGCUUGAAGUCCAAGGGUUACUUCACCGAAUCCUCCUCCUCUCCAACCGAUAGCGUUUACAAGGACAUGGGAGUCGUGAGAGACGCUUGCCUUAGCUUCGCUCGUGACCGAUACGAUGUCUUCAAAUCAUUGUCUAUAGAUGAUAUUCAAAAAGUUGUUGAGUGCGGAUGUCCUAAUCUUUACCGGAAAGCUGUUAAUUCAGGAAAAAGAUUGAGAGCAUACGUGCGAUUGGAUGAAGGGGAUGUCUGUAGUACUUGCAGUCUGCGGGGAUCUUGUGAUAGAGCUUAUGUGAUUUUGAAGGAAACUGAAGCAGAUGCCCGAACUGUGGAUAUAGUGCGUAUAUUGUUGUUCUAUGCCCUAGAUUCACUUGUUCUUUCAGGAGGAGAGAAACCUCCUGGUCGACAGACAAUUGAAUCUUCUGCAAGGAAGUUGCUUUCUGAGUUGAUUGAACUGAGUGAAACAUCCCCUGAUCCUGCACUUCCAAAGCCUGCUGUUAAAGCUUUGAAACAAAAGGAUGACUCUUUGGAUUUCAUGGAUGAUGUACCAUCACAAGAUGUUGAAAUGAAGAGAGGGGAUUGGAUGUGUCCUAAAUGCAAUUUUAUGAACUUCUCCAGGAAUAAACAGUGCCGAGAAUGCAAUGAAGAUGGCCCUAAAAAAGUUGGUAUGGGUGAUGUUGAAAUGAAAAAAGGAGAUUGGACCUGUUCUCAAUGCGAUUUCAUGAAUUUUUCUAGGAACAUACGUUGCCUAAAGUGCAAAGCGGAGGGGCCAAAGAGGGUUAGUGCAGACAAGGUUGAAAUGAAAAGAGGAGAUUGGAACUGCGAGCAGUGUGGUUUUAUGAACUUUGCUAGUAAUAGGAACUGUUUACGCUGCCGAGUGGCACGUCCUAAAAGACAGUUAAACCCUGGAGAAUGGGAAUGCCCCUCAUGUGAUUUCUUGAAUUACAGAAAGAACAUGGUAUGCCUGAAGUGUAAUUGUGAACGCCCCAAGGAAGCUGCAGCAGCUUCUGAGUAUGAGGAGCAGUUAUGGAAGCAGCCUCACUAGUGGUUUUUAUCAGAAGGUCAAAAGACUUGGUUUUUGUGUAUUUUGCCCAAGACGUGACCUUGGAUGCUCAUAAUAUCAGGUUGGUGACCAAAGAGUGCAAAAUUAAACUGAAAAUAUUGAUGACCAAAAGUGAGAACAAUUAAGCAGAAACUGCUCGUCUCUCACCAAGCUCUGUUUAUUAUGAUGUUUUUCGGGCUUCCACAAUUAGUUUUGAUGUUUCCCCAAUUCUGAGAAAUUCAUUGGUAUGAAGGAUUUGGUGGUUGUCAGGUUACUUGAGUAAUGUAUAGCUUGCGAAUGGAAGUAAGCAUUGUGUCUGUAGAUUCCUGUUGUUUCCAUACUGUUAAGGCUCUCUGCUUUCACUAAACAUGAUCAGUAUUCACAAAUCAUCUGAUUUAAUAGCGCAUGAGUGGUCAAUAUCCUUAUA
Messenger RNA from Quercus robur (English oak), 1775 nucleotides. Its product is annotated as zinc finger protein VAR3, chloroplastic. The transcript is spliced from 7 exons. Gene Ontology annotation, cellular component: cytoplasm. Bases 95 to 1351 code for a protein of 418 amino acids. Lineage: Eukaryota; Viridiplantae; Streptophyta; Magnoliopsida; Fagales; Fagaceae. The record is from RefSeq and is a predicted model, not a curated record. Gene Ontology annotation, molecular function: mRNA binding.